AUGUACUUUGCCCAACCAGAGUCUUUACCUAGUUCCAGAUUCUUUCAGCAAUCCGAUAAAAUUCUAUUCAGGCUCCUGGGAGGGGACUAUGAGUAUAUUCAAAUGGUUUGA
Blumeria graminis f. sp. triticale is the source of this 111-nucleotide messenger RNA. NCBI's taxonomy places the organism in Eukaryota, Fungi, Ascomycota, Leotiomycetes, Helotiales, Erysiphaceae. The record is from the annotation of a GenBank genome assembly.